AAGGGGAGGAGGAGGAAAGCAAGCGACCUGAGAAGGGCAAUUUGGGAAGCAGCCGCGCCUCAAGAUUUGUCACCUUCAACCACCACCUUCGCGCACACCCACCACCACCACCACCACCACUUCCGACGGAAGGCUCCCUGCCUCUCUGCGCGCAGCACUCGAUUUCGCUUUUGAGAGGGCUUUGCAGUGAAGCUCACGAAAGUAUGAUAGCGGUUGUUGUUGCUGCUGCUGCAGCGGCUGCUGUUGCUGUCUCUCCAUCUCUUUCAUACCCGUAGCAGCUGCAUCCACACAUUACCCACGUCCGCACACUGCGAUCUGGUCGUCGCCCGUUCGCAUUGGCCUCUGAUACAUGAUCUCGGGUGCGUGAUCGUGUGCCGGCUUCUUGACGAGGGAUGACCAUGGAGAACGGGGAGGAUUGCUGCGUGAAGGUGGCCGUCCACAUCAGGCCGCUCAUCGGCGACGAGCGGCUGCAGGGCUGCAAGGAUUGCGUCACCGUCGUCCCCCGCAAGCCACAGGUGCAAAUUGGCACCCACUCAUUUACUUUCGAUCAUGUGUAUGGGAGUACAGCUUCUCCAUCAUCUCUCAUGUUUGAUGAAUGUGUUGCUCCACUUGUUGAUGGUUUGUUCCAAGGAUACAAUGCCACUGUUCUUGCAUAUGGUCAGACGGGUUCAGGAAAGACAUACACCAUGGGAACUGGAUGUAAGGAUGAUUCUCAAACUGGGCUUAUCCCUCAGGUUAUGAAUGCCUUAUUUAGCAAGAUUGAGACUCUGAGAAAUCAAGCUGAAUUCCAGCUGCGUGUCUCAUUCAUCGAGAUUUUGAAGGAAGAAGUGAGAGAUCUGUUGGAUAGUUCAUCUGUUAGCAAAUUGGACAUUACCAGUGGCCAAGUUGGGAAGAUGACAGUCCCUGGGAAACCUCCAGUACAGAUACGUGAGGCAUCAAAUGGGGUAAUAACGCUUGCUGGAUCAACUGAGGUUUCUGUUAGCAUUCAAAAGGAGAUGGCUGCAUGUCUAGAGCAAGGUUCACUGAAUCGUGCAACUGGAAGUACAAACAUGAACAACCAGUCCAGCCGUUCCCAUGCUAUCUUCACAAUCAUGUUGGAGCAGAUGCGCAAACAUGGUCCAAUUGUCAGUACUGAAGGUGUCCAAAUUGAGGAUGUAAAUGAGGAUUAUCUAUGUGCAAAGUUCCACCUAGUUGAUCUUGCUGGAUCAGAACGAGCUAAGAGAACAGGUUCAGAUGGUCUCCGCUUCAAGGAAGGGGUUCAUAUUAACAAGGGGCUUUUAGCUCUUGGAAAUGUCAUAAGUGCUCUUGGAGAUGAGAAAAAGCGUAAGGAAGGUGCCCAUGUUCCAUACCGUGAUAGCAAACUUACUCGGCUCUUACAGGAUUCACUUGGCGGGAAUAGCAGGACUGUAAUGAUAGCCUGUAUCAGCCCUGCUGAUAUUAAUGCAGAGGAAACUCUUAACACACUAAAGUAUGCUAAUCGAGCUCGCAACAUCCAGAAUAAACCCAUUGUUAACAGAAAUCCAAUAUCAGAAGAGAUUCAGAGAAUGCGCCAACAUAUUGAAUACUUGCAGGCUCAACUAGCUUGUUAUCGUGGAGAAGGAGCAUCUGAUGAAAUUCAGGCACUCAAGGAGAAAGUCUCUUGGCUAGAAGCUACCAACGAAGAUCUUUGUAGAGAACUCUAUGAAUACCGGAGUCAAUCCUCUCAGAAUGAACAUUUUGACAUUGAUUCUCAAAAAUCUGGAAUGUUUUUUCUGAAAGCAGAAGGUCUAAAGAGAAGCCUCCACACCACAGAAGGAUUUGAUUAUCAGAUGACUGAGACACUAAGAGGUAAUUCUAGGGAAAUAGAUGAAGAAGUAGCCAAAGAGUGGGAACACACAGUCUUGCAAGAUUCUAUGGGCAAGGAGUUGAAUGAGUUAAAUAGGCGAUUGGAGCAGAAAGAGUCCGAGAUGAAAACAUUUGGCGGAUUUGACACACUUGCUCUUAAGCAACACUUCAAAAAGAAACUCAUGGAGCUUGAGGAUGAGAAAAGAGCAGUGCAGCAAGAGAGAGAUAGAUUGUUGGCUGAAGUGGAAAACCUUGCUGCCGCCUCGGAUGGGCAAGUGCAGAAGUUGCCAGACAACCACUUGCAGAAAUUGAAAGAUCUUGAAGCACAGAUUUUGGAUCUUAAAAAGAAACAAGAGAGCCAGGUUCAAUUGUUAAAGCAAAAACAAAGGAGCGAGGAAGCAGCAAAGAAGCUGCAAGAAGAAAUACAAUAUAUUAAGGCACAAAAGGUUCAAUUGCAACACAAGAUUAAGCAAGAGGCAGAGCAGUUCCGCCAGUGGAAGGCUUCUCGUGAGAAGGAAUUACUUCAGUUGAGGAAGGAGGGGAGAAGAAAUGAGUAUGAGCGUCACAAACUUCAGGCAUUGAAUCAACGACAGAAAUUGGUUCUUCAGAGGAAGUCAGAGGAGGCUGCAAUGGCUACAAAGAAGUUGAAAGAGUUGCUAGAAACUCGAAAAUCCUCAGCAGUUAUUACAAAUGGCCAUUUAUCAGGUGUUCAGUUCAAUGAAAAGUCUCUGCAAUGUUGGCUGGACCAUGAGCUUGAAGUUAUGGUGCAUGUGCAUGAAGUUCGGAAGGAAUAUGAGAAACAAAGUCAAAUACGUGCUGCCUUGGCUGAGGAGCUUGCCAUUCUGAAACAUGAGGAGGCUUUAUCAAUCAGCGGUAAUCCACCAAGAGUAAAGAAUGGACACUCCAGAGUAUCCCCUUUGUCCCCAAAUGCACGAUUAGCAAGAAUUGCAUCAUUGGAAAACAUGGUGAGCAUAUCAUCAAACAUGCUUGUGGCAAUGGCUUCCCAGCUUUCAGAGGCAGAGGAACGUGAGCGUGCAUUCGCAGGACAUGGAAGGUGGAAUCAGCUGCGGUCCAUGGGAGAAGCAAAGAGCUUGCUUCACUAUGUGUUUAAUGUUGCUGCAGAUGCGAGGUGCAAGUUGAGGGAGAAGGAAAUUGAUAUUAAGGAACUAAAGGAGCAACUGAAUGAACUUGUGAGUCUUCUUCGACUCAGUGAAGCAAGGAGGAAAGAAAUGGAGAAGCAAAAAAUGUUUGAAGAGCAAGCUGUUGCAACAGCAUUAGCCACAUCUCAUUCGGUGAGCUCAAAUGGUUCUCAGAAGCACUGUGCUGAUGAAACCAGUGACCCAUUGUCUCUGGUAGCAGUACCAGCACAGAAACAACUGAAGUACACUGCUGGUAUUGUUAAUAGCCCAAGCAAAGGGACUGCAGCUUUUGACCAUCGGCCCCUGAAGAUGGUGCCGAUCACACAACUGCCCUUGGCAAAGAAACUAGCAAUAGUAGGCCAGGGAGGCAAGCUCUGGAGAUGGAAAAGAAGCCACCAUCAGUGGUUACUACAGUUCAAAUGGAAAUGGCAGAAACCAUGGAAACUCUCUGAGUCAAUCCGGCAUAGUGAUGAAACAUUCAAGCGGGCAAAACGUAGGACCCUGCCUCUUCGGGACAUUUUGUGAUACAAAGUAUACUAGUGCAACUCAACCUGUUCCCAAACAGGUUGUUAGUUGCAUAGAAACUGUUUACAGCAAAUCAAAAUGCAAGAUGAUGUUUCUUCGUAAGUAAACCACAUACAUAUAUAGGUAAGCAUAUUAUAAGAAAAAUACUAUCAGCCGCAUGCUCAUGUUUGCCUUCACCAAUAAUGAGACGCCAAAUAGUUGGUCUGGAAUGUAAAGAUCUUCUCUUUGUUGGUAAGAUAAGUGCAUCCUCGUGGAGCCUCCGAAGUCACUUGUAAAGUGUGACAACCCUUCAAGAGAAAAUGCUGCUUAUGAACUGGGAUGGAGAAUGAAGCUGGACAUUGCUACUUGGUAGUUGUAUUGUUUGUUCUUUACCUAAGUGUGUUACUACUAAAAGUGGAGAUCUGAGAAGGUUUUGGCCAUUUAGCCUGGCAUAAUCUUGUUGUAAUUUUUUGUAUUUUGUUUAUAGUGGUGGAGAGAUAUUUCCAGGUCCCAUGUAUUAAUUCAUUCACAGUGUGAUGAAAACUUUUCCCCA
Messenger RNA from Musa acuminata AAA Group (dessert banana), 4020 nucleotides. Its product is annotated as kinesin-like protein KIN-4A. Bases 393 to 3488 code for a protein of 1031 amino acids. Gene Ontology annotation, biological process: microtubule-based movement; mitotic spindle organization; spindle elongation. The record is from RefSeq and is a predicted model, not a curated record. The transcript is spliced from 27 exons. Gene Ontology annotation, molecular function: microtubule binding; ATP binding; microtubule motor activity. Gene Ontology annotation, cellular component: microtubule associated complex. Lineage: Eukaryota; Viridiplantae; Streptophyta; Magnoliopsida; Zingiberales; Musaceae.